This is a messenger RNA of Hippocampus comes (tiger tail seahorse), 654 nucleotides long. RefSeq names its product parvalbumin 8 (gene pvalb8). Lineage: Eukaryota; Metazoa; Chordata; Actinopteri; Syngnathiformes; Syngnathidae. The record is from RefSeq and is a predicted model, not a curated record. Gene Ontology annotation, molecular function: calcium ion binding. The transcript is spliced from 5 exons. Gene Ontology annotation, cellular component: cytoplasm. The coding region runs from base 135 to 464 and encodes 109 amino acids.
UCAAGUGAAGCCCAUUGUCACUGCAGCCGGGCCUAUAAAAGCCAAGUUGACGGACGGCAGUCACCACUCAGCCCAACCUCUCCUCUCUGCUGCAUCAUCAACUGGCCCGCCAGCCUUCUCACCUGGUAAAGAACAUGUCGCUGUCAUCCAUCCUUUCCGCUGAUGCCAUCGGCAGUGCGAUCAAGGACUGCCAAGGGCCCGAGUCUUUCUGCCCCAAGAAGUUCUUCCAGGUGUGCGGCCUGGCCAUGAAGAGCCCGCAGGAUGUGAAGAAGGUUUUCGGCAUCCUCGACAACGACGGGAGCGGUUACAUUGAAGAAGAGGAGCUCAAGUUUUUCCUCCAGAGGUUUUGUCCCACCGCCCGGGUCUUGACAGAGAAAGAGACCAAGACCUUCCUGAGCGCCGCCGAUGAAGACAACGACGGCCGCAUUGGACUCGAAGAGUUCCAAGCUAUGGUGCGGUCCUAAACACGUGCGACCCUUUUUUUUCAGCUGUCUCUCAUUUUACACGGCAUCAAGAAGUCCCUUAAUUCAACCAUCCGGUCAACAUCAUCAUCACUGGGCCCGCCCACUUUUUGUCUGAAGGAUUUACUGUCCCCAAAGAAAUGCUAAAGUCACCUAAUAUACCCAGAGAAAUAAAAAUGAUAAAACCAGUGCA